Trichoderma reesei QM6a is the source of this 7695-nucleotide messenger RNA. RefSeq lists its product as uncharacterized. The transcript is spliced from 3 exons. Lineage: Eukaryota; Fungi; Ascomycota; Sordariomycetes; Hypocreales; Hypocreaceae. Gene Ontology annotation, cellular component: cell cortex; site of polarized growth. The record is from RefSeq and is a predicted model, not a curated record. Gene Ontology annotation, biological process: cell morphogenesis. The coding region runs from base 1 to 7695 and encodes 2564 amino acids.
AUGGUGCCCUCGCAAUCGGCGCCGGACAACUCCCACGAUCCUACCAAGUUCCCGAGGUCUGCGGCGAGGCUCGAUGAAGAUGCCGAAUGGGAUCAGACGUAUCGGCCUCCAGCCGUGGACCCGGCCUUGCGCCAUCCCCAUCCAGCGCCUCCCCCAGAACCGACCGAGAAGACGAUCCCAGUUCCUUUGGUCCUGACAUCGCCGCGAACCCUCGGCCCUCACUCGCGAUCCAACGCCGCCGGGGUAGCUGACCAGCCCCUUGGCACGGCCAAAUCCGCCUAUGGCCAUCACCGCCAGACGUCCAUCGUCCAUGGCAUCCAGCACUCGAGGAAUGGCAGCGGCGCGAGCUCCUCGUCCAACCCGCUCAGUCCCCAGAUGAUUGCGGCCGCUGGACUGGGGCUCGACCGCAUGGACAUUCAGUCGGCCAUAGCACGCCUGGAGGGAGAUACUACUGGCUCGCCGCGGCCUGUCGCUACACCGACUGGGCAGAUGACAAGCUCCGGCGAUGGAACAUAUCCGAUGAAGCGGUCGCCAUCCGGCAACGGCGUCACUCCCCCAAGCACAACUUCGUCUCGCAGGGCAGAGAGGAUGCAUAGCAAGUCGAGGCGCGACCAUCCGUCGCGCUCGUCCCGCCAUCACCGAGACGAGCAGAAGACUGUAGGCGAAUAUGCUCUGCAUGUGCUGUUUACGUCGUUCAUCGCCCAAGCGGAGGAAAAGCUCAACGAAUGCAUCACCACCCCGUUCGAUCCCGAACCUCAGAUUGAGAAGAUAUGCGGUCCCGGUGUCGACCCGGCUUUCGACCAGCUCAUUGUGGCCCUUGGCCACAUCGCGAGCCCUAAACCGAAGAAUCUGAUCGACUCAAUGAUGCUUUGGAGGAAGAGCAAAAGCGAUGCUGCCAACGAGGCGAGAGCUCAGCUGCAACAGUCACGAGCGGCGCAGCCCAUGUCGCCGCUGCUGCGCAGAAACACCGAACCCGUCCCGAUAGGACCAGUCAUCUCGAACGGCUCCGACAGUGGCCUCUCGAGCGGCAGCUUGCUGGCCUCGAAGCAGGAGUUUGUGGCACAGCAGGAACGCCGCUCGACCGUGUCCAUCUACAUUCUCUGCCGCGUGCUGCUCGAGGUCAUAUGCCAGAGUAGCCUGGCAGCCAUCACUCCCGAGGUGGAAGACAAGCUUGAGAGCAUCAUCUUCGGGCAGCUCAAGAUUGCCGAUAGCGAACAGCUGCUGGCGUCGCCUUUGAAGAUGGCCAACUGGAAUCUGUUUGCGCUUCUCCUCGGCCACAUGAGCGACAUCAACUUUGCCGGGGUCACUCGGAGGUUUAUUGAAGAUCUCGACAAUCAAAUGAAUGAGCGCGUGACCAAGAGCCCGACCUCUCUGUCUCUCCGCGAUGUCAAUGAGGGAAAGAUGGACCUUGUCCUGGGUGGCAUGAAACACCUUCGCAUCAAGAUAUCGCCCGAGGAUGCUUGGGAGCAGUCGUGCGACUUCCUUGUCGCGCUGGGCCGCCUCUUCAACAGAUCCCACGGCCAGAGGGUGAAGACGGCCUUUUGCCAGAUUAUCGAUCUGCUGCUGCUCGGGAUCGCGUCCAAGGCGAGCAACAGCCACCUAAUGCAUCCAAAGUGGAUGGAGGUCGUGGCGGCCAUCGGACCACGGUUGGCCCAAAUGUUCACCAAGCCGCGACACUGGACUGUUGCGUUUCCGCUCACGGCCACGAUGCUCUGCGUUUCCUCGCCCGAUAACUUUGGAGCCCAGUGGCUGCAGCUGAUCCUGCCUCUGCAGACGAAAGUCAAGGACAGGUUGACAAAGCCGUUGUGCCUGCAAGUCAUUUCUCGCCUGGUAUGGACUUACCUCUAUCGUACCAACGACACCUUUCAGAGCGUGGCGCGUAAGCUGGAAGAUGUGAUCAAGCUGGUGCUACCACCCUCGAAGCGCAGCAUUGUUGCAUCUGACGCCACCAUCACGGAGCCCCUGAUUCAGAUUAUCCGCAUCAUCGGGUUCAAAUACCCCGAGUUUUGCUUUCGCACCAUCAUAUUCCCUCUCAUCAAUGCCGAGCUCUUCAUCGCCAACAAGGAGCUGAGAGUCGAGCAGCUGGACCCGGACAGGAUCGUGGUCGGCAUCCGAGCCUUCCUGAGCAUCAUGUCUGAUUUGGAAAAGGGAGAGCAAGGCCGGCCACCUUUCCCCCAGGUGUACGAUUCUGGAACCACGGCCAUCCCUGAACGAUUCCCCGCAUCGCCCAUAUUAGCACCGCCUCGCACUCCUUCUCUGUCUACGUCGGCCUCUUCAUCUUCAUCAAUCAGGGAGUCUCACGUUUCGCGUCCCGUACUCACUCACGUACUUACCGACGGUGUCCGAGAGUACUACCUCAAGUUUUGUGAAAUCCUCGGCAAGAUUACCAUUGUCUGCGACAACACCUUUGGUGGCCAGGCUGCCUUGGACGAAAAGUUUGGCAGCCCUGGCCCCAAGACACCCAUCUCUGAAUCCUUCACCUUUUCACGUCGUGAUGAGCAUCAAAGCGCGGCAGAUCAGAAGCAAGCGUUUUACGAGCUACUACACGUUGCCGUGCAGGCACUCCCCCGCUGCCUCUCUGUCGAUAUACCCUUUAACUCCCUAAUUAAUCUCUUAUGCACGGGCACUGCUCACGUCCAGUACAACAUUGCUGAAUCUUCUGCCAACUCCCUCAAGGCCAUUGCUCGCCAGUCCCACGCGCAGCAGGUCACCAUGGGCUUCGCACGCUUCAUUUUUAACUUUGAUGAUCGAUACUCGACCAUGUCUGACGGCGGAAUGCUGGGAGCUAACCACAUCGAAAACACGCUGCGGCUCUAUGUCGAGCUGCUGAAGAUAUGGAUAGAGGAGAUCAAGCAAAAGUCCCGAGACGCCGCCGCCGCGGGCGAUUCCGAGGCAAACGGCUCCGACAACCGAGCCCUGAAGCUGGAUCUGUCCAGCAUCUGGGCGGAAGUUGACCAGGCCGAAGCACACGGGCUGUUCUUUCUCUGCUCCCAGUCACGGCGCGUUCGGUACUUUGCAAUCACGGUGCUCCGCCUCAUCACCGAGUUUGACAAGGCUCUCGGAAAGGACCCAUCUGAAGAAAAAGACUCGCUGAGACUAAUCAAUGUUCUCGAGAAUGACUCGUCUCAGGUGAUGAACUUCAACGACGAGCAUCUAUCCGUCGCUGAGCGAAGCAGACUGCAACGGGGCCUGCAGAACGGCAACGGCAAAGGCGCCCUCGUUGAGCUCUGCACCAGUGAAGUGACCUAUGAUACGACGUUGUGGUUCAAGAUCUUCCCUAACCUGAUGCGGAUUGCAUUUGAAAAGUGCCCGUUUGCCGUUACAAUCUGCCGAGACCUGAUCUGCAACCGCGUCCUUCAGAUGUACAAGCCCAUUGUCUACCUGUCCGAGCCCUCAAGGGGUCCUCUCCAUACUGGCGAGGGCGUUCACCAUAACCGCCCGGUGCCUCGCUCGCCUACUACGCAGCCGGAGUCCAUCGUGGAACAGUGGAAGCUGUAUCUCAUCUUUGCUUGUACCACCCUGGCAGAUCCCGGGAGCCCGCCACAGAGUAUCCCCAAGGAGGCCAUUCAGCACACGCGCAAAUCCUCGAAAUCCUCUUCCUCGGCGGACAAGAUCGUGACGGCGAGGACGCUUUUCAAGUACCUCAUCCCGCUUUUGUCUGCCACAUCGGCGUCGGUACGGGAUGCCGUCGUCGUUGCCAUGGGCUCCAUCAACAUACAUAUAUAUCAGACACUGCUUGAAGAGCUUCAAGGUCAGGUAUCCCGCUGCAAUGAUGAAGCCCGUGCGAGAAUCCACCAGCGAACAAACAGCAGCCCCCGCAGGAAUCGCAAGAUGGACCUCCUCAGGACAGAGAUUACGCAUGUUUUCAAACUGACGUCGCAUUUCCUGAAAGAUCCCAUUGUCUACCAGUCCGACUUCUUCCUGAGCACGUUGACUGCCUACGCCAGAGACCUCAAGCUGUUCUUGAUGGAUGGAGAAGUGCAGAUGGACUGGGAGUUCCAAAAGCUGCGGAGAUACUACUGUGGGCUCAUGGAGUCGCUGUAUGAAGGCAUCAACCGGACCAGCGACCCUACUCGCUGGAUGACGUUUGAGUCUAGAAAAUCGGCAUUCUCCCUCAUGGAGGACUGGUGCGGUUUCUCGCCCAACCAAAACCAGGUCCGGGCCAGAGAAGACAACAUGCGGCAGAACCUGAUAGACCAGCAAUCCCUGGGCGAACGAGGCACGGCCACCGCAGCCAUGGAGAUUGAGAAGCGCAACCUCAGAACUGCGGCCCUGAGUGCCAUGGCUUCCCUAUGUGGCGGUCCCAUCAGCUUGACGACGGAGAGCGGUGCCACGCUGCAGUUUGACAUUCGCCGAAUGCUCGCGUGGAUCGAGGCCAUCUUCAACUCGGGCAGCGACAAGAUGAAUGUCAUAGGGAGGAGGGCUCUCAAAAACCUGGUGGUCCACAACAAAGAAUACCCGUACCUGCUAGAGCACUGCAUUGCGCGCUGUUACCUGGCGGACGUAUCCAAAGUGCUGGAGAGCUACUUCAUGGUCACGGUCGAGGUAUUGCAGGACCACGGCGAUUAUCCCUGUCCCUUCUGGAAGCUCAUAGCCCUGUGCCUGUUCAUGCUCGGCAACGAUCAGAGCGAGGUCCGGUCCAAGUCCUCGACUCUGCUGCGAGUGCUCGAGACUCGUCAGCAGAGGAACUCCAAGAUUCAGGACUUUGACAUCAGCGUUUCCGAUAAGACGCAGGCCGUGUACAAGCUGGCCCAGUUUGAAAUCUCCAAGCGACUGGCGAACCAGUAUACGGAGCUCGCCUUCCACGUCAUCUCCGAGUUUACCUUGUACUUCAAGGACCUGCAGCCGGCCAUGCAGCGAAACGUUGUUGCCGUUGUCUUGCCGUGGAUCCAGGCCAUUGAGCUGACGCUGGAUCCCAACGGGGGUCCUACAGCCGAGUCCUACGUCCUCUUGGCCAACCUGCUGGAAAUCACAAUCAAGUCAGGAGGCGCGCUGCACAACGAAGUCCAGGCGCUGUGGCAGGCCCUCGCUACGGGGCCACACCCCGGCAACGUGCGUCUCGUGCUCGAUUUCAUCAUGCAGCUGUGCCUGGAGCGACGCGAGCAGAACUUUGUCGAGUAUGCCAAGCAGAUUGUCGUGUUCCUCUCGACGUCAAACAGCCCGCCGGGCAGCAAAGUGGUCGAAUUCCUGCUGACGCAAAUCACUCCAAAGGCCAUGGUGCCCAUCGAGAAGAGGGAGAUGGCGCAGACACCGCCCGACACCAGCAGCAUGCCUUACUGCGCCGACCUGGCAGAAGCGCUCCCCGUCGGCACGAAACAGGCUGGCUUUUCUCUUGGCCAGCUCUCGCUGAUUCUGCUCGUGGAUCUCAUGGUGUCUCCGGUGCUUCUCGCGCCGGAUAGCGUGCCACUGCUGUUGCAUGUUGUUACCGUGCUCUGGGAUCACUACACGCCGUUGGUACAGGACCAGGCUCGCGAGAUGCUGGUGCAUCUCAUUCACGAGCUGGUCAUGUCGCGCAUUGACGACCAGACAGAUCCGCAUCACAAGGAGUCUAUAGAGGAACUGAUAGAUUUAGUUCGUCAGCAUGAUCGUUCCGUGGUGUGGAGCUACGAAGACAGCAACGGUAAGGUCUACGACCAUGAGAACAAGGUGCCCCCCGGCAUGGAAUACCUCACCAACGAGGUGGUCAGGACCUUUGAGGUGUCGUUUCCGGGAAUCAAGGAGCAAUGGGGCAGGUUGUCGUUGACAUGGGCUACGUCAUGUCCCGUUAGGCACUUGGCAUGCCGCUCAUUUCAAAUCUUCCGCUGCGUCCUCACCUCGUUGGAUCAGUACAUGCUUGGAGAUAUGCUUGCUCGCCUGUCCAAUACUAUUGCGGACGAGGACCCUGAGAUUCAAGCCUUUUCCAUGGAGAUCCUGACGACUCUCAAGACGCUCAUUAUCAAGCUGGACCCUGAGAAGCUCAUCACCUUCCCGCAACUAUUCUGGACUACGUGCGCAUGCUUGGAUUCAAUCAACGAGCGAGAGUUCCUUGAGGCGGUGGAGAUGCUGGACGUGCUCAUUGACAAGGUCGAUUUCAGAGCCCCGAACGUGAGGAGGGUGAUUGCAGACGGACAGCCAAGCCGGUGGGAGGGCCAGUUUGAAGGACUCCAGCCUUUGCUGCACAAGGGUCUGAGGUCAUCGCUGUGUUGGCAGCCGACGCUUGACAUUAUGGACAAGCUGGUCAAGCUCCCCGGAGACGGCCUCAUUGGCGACGACAACCGGCUGUUCUUUGGUCUGCUGGCCAACUUCCCCCGAUUCCUGGAUGAGCUGGAACGCGGUGGACUUGGUCCGGAGGCUCUAAACACAGCCAAGAUCCUGCUUUCCGAGUCCGAUCGGCAGGGCCUUGAAGGCAUUGGACAUGUUCUGGACGGCUUAAUCUCCGAUCGCUUCCAGAGCGCCGAGGAUUUCAUGGUUCAGCUCCAUGCCGCGCUUCGCGAGUUUUAUCUGCCGCACAUGGAGUUCAAGAUGAUCACGUUCCUGAUGGGACUGUUGACGAAUUCGCUGUCUUGGGUCAAGGUUCAAACCAUGCGGAUCCUCUGCGUCGUGAUUCCGGAUAUUGACAUGCGAAACCCGGAGAUUGCCGUUCACGGGUCCGAUCUCAUAUCGCCGCUACUGCGUCUGCUGCAGUCCGAGUUCUGCAUGGGGGCUCUCGAGGUGCUGGACAACAUCAUGACCAUGUCCGGAAGCCACAUGGACAAACAGCACCUGAGGAUGAGCAUGGCUCGCUUGACGUCGAAAGCGGUGCGAAAGGAGUACGAGCGCACCCAGAGCCUGUUUGGCAUCCCCGAGCUAUCCGGAUGGGCCAUUCCGGUGCCCGCGAAGAAGACGGAGGCGACCAGAGCCAACAUUCAUGCCGCGUUUUACAUGUGCCAAAGCGCCGAGGGCUCAUCGACCGAGCCUACGCCGACAGCCGGCGUCGAGUUUCAUUCGGAGGACUUUCCGUAUGGAUACUUUGACUCGUUGGAUCGGACGGAGACAAUGCUGUCUGAUGAGGCGCGGGGCGAUGCUCAUCCUGGCGACCUGGUUACGAAGUUGGAUAGCCUCGAUGACUUCUUUGAUGAGCCCGCGAGUCCUCACACGGACGAUGACGGGCGUUCUUCCAUGACCAUUACAGAGUUUACGCCCGAGUCCUACGAGACGGGGACAGAGCUGUACGACGAACAGAUCCUGCCCAUCCUGCACGAAGCAUCCAACAACGGCAACACUUCGUUCCAAAACGGGUUCGUCGAUCGACCGGCGGCAGUCUUUUCAGGGGUGAAUGCCUCCAAUACAAUGACCCCAGGUGCAUUCUCCGUCGGCGGCGUCCUAUCGCCUCCCCGGCCAGGCCUCCACGCUCGCUCAAUCACAUCGCCUUCGGCACCACCGUCGCACUACCCGCACGAUUUCGCGUCCGACGAUGAGCUGGCCAUGAGCGGGUUUUCGGAUGCAGACGAUGAGCGGAUCGAUCUGGGAAGCAUGGACGACGGGUCAUCGUUUUCGCUGGAGAGCACCUAUGGGACGACCCAACGACAGGGGCCGCCGCCUCCGCAGCCGAACUUUGUGCGGCUGACGAGCAGGUCGAGGGAGAGGCAGAGGGACAAGGCGCCUCCGCAGCCAGUGCCCAAGAUGUCGAGCAAGCUGUACAUGACGAAUAUUCCUGGGCAAGGGGACGUUAUUUAG